CCAGUGGAAGCAUCCGCCUACCAGAGCACCUUGACCACCCCAGUAAAGCCUAAUCAUGUGUGACGACGAUGAAACUACCGCCCUUGUGUGCGACAAUGGCUCUGGCUUGGUCAAGGCUGGAUUUGCCGGAGAUGACGCUCCCCGUGCUGUCUUCCCUUCCAUCGUUGGAAGGCCCCGCCACCAGGGUGUGAUGGUAGGUAUGGGUCAGAAGGACAGCUACGUAGGUGAUGAAGCCCAGAGCAAGAGGGGUAUCCUGACCCUCAAGUACCCCAUCGAGCAUGGCAUCAUCACCAACUGGGAUGAUAUGGAGAAGAUCUGGCACCACACCUUUUACAAUGAGCUGCGUGUGGCCCCUGAGGAGCACCCCACCCUGCUCACUGAGGCCCCCCUGAACCCCAAAGCCAACAGGGAGAAGAUGACCCAGAUUAUGUUUGAAACCUUUAACGUUCCCGCCAUGUAUGUAGCCAUCCAGGCUGUCCUGUCCCUGUACGCCUCCGGCCGUACCACCGGUAUUGUGCUGGACUCUGGUGAUGGUGUGACCCACAAUGUCCCCAUCUAUGAGGGUUAUGCUCUUCCACACGCCAUCAUGCGUCUGGAUCUGGCCGGUCGUGACCUGACUGACUACCUGAUGAAGAUCCUGACUGAGCGUGGCUACUCCUUUGUCACAACUGCUGAGCGUGAGAUUGUGCGUGACAUCAAGGAGAAGCUGUGCUACGUGGCUCUUGACUUUGAGAAUGAGAUGGCCACCGCUGCCUCCUCCUCCUCUCUGGAAAAGAGCUAUGAGUUGCCCGACGGUCAGGUCAUCACCAUUGGUAACGAGCGUUUCCGUUGUCCAGAGACCCUCUUCCAGCCUUCUUUCAUUGGUAUGGAGUCUGCUGGUAUCCAUGAGACCGCCUACAACAGCAUCAUGAAAUGUGACAUUGACAUCCGUAAGGACCUGUAUGCCAACAAUGUGCUGUCCGGUGGUACCACCAUGUACCCUGGUAUUGCUGACCGUAUGCAGAAGGAGAUUACAGCUCUGGCCCCAAGCACCAUGAAGAUUAAGAUCAUCGCUCCACCUGAGAGGAAGUACUCCGUCUGGAUCGGUGGCUCCAUCCUGGCUUCCCUGUCCACCUUCCAGCAGAUGUGGAUCAGCAAGCAGGAGUACGAUGAGGCCGGCCCCUCCAUUGUCCACAGGAAAUGCUUCUAAACACACAACCGACCUCCUUCCGACCUUGCAUCUGUACGUUGUCUCCUGUAUAUAUAUGUUUAUGUCUAUUGUAAUAAAGAUAAGCCCUUGUGA
Messenger RNA from Cottoperca gobio, 1282 nucleotides. It is a transcript of the gene actc1b, whose product is annotated as actin alpha cardiac muscle 1b. Bases 56 to 1189 code for a protein of 377 amino acids. Lineage: Eukaryota; Metazoa; Chordata; Actinopteri; Perciformes; Bovichtidae. The transcript has 9 exons. The record is from RefSeq and is a predicted model, not a curated record.